UAGAUAGUUUGUAUGACUCACUGUAGGUGCAGCACUGUGUCAUUGUCAUCAAUGGUUUGGGUCUGCCUCACCCAGUCACAGUAUUCUCUCAAGCCUCAGCCUGUCAACAUCAUUUCUGCAGUAACGUUGCUGUUUGUUGUAUCAAUGAUGGCAGCAGCUUUCCAACCUGUCCAACUGUCCAAAGAAGAGAAGAAAGCUCUUGACACAGUCAGUGUAGGCACAAACAAGUUUGCCAUCAGUCUCUUUCGGGCCCUAGCCAAGGAGCAGACAGGAAAUGUGUUUGUCUCUCCUCUAAGUGUACAGAUUGUCCUAGCCCUGGCCUACAUGGGAGCCAGAGGCGAAACUGCUAAGGAACUGGCUACUCUGCUGUCUCUACCUGAUGAUGUGGAACACACCAAAGCAGGAUACCACAGUCUCAUCAGAGUUCUUCAGGCUCCAGUGCUUAAGCUGGCAAACCGCAUGUUUGUAGAGAAAACGUCCGGCAUCAAGGAAAACUUUCAGAAAGAUGCAGAGAAAUACUUUCUUUCAUCAGCAGAAGCAUUAGAUUUCUUACUCAACCAUGAUAAAUCUCGUCAACACAUCAACUCUUGGGUUGAGGAGCAAACUAAUCAAAAGAUAAAAAACCUUCUUGCGCCUGAUGUAAUCACAAGCGCCACAAGACUUGUAUUGGUAAACGCAAUCCAUUUCAAAGCAGAUUGGGCCAACAAGUUCAAUGAAAAUGAUACUAAAGAGGAAGACUUCCACCUGUCCAAAACUAAGACUGUCAAAGUUCAAAUGAUGCAUGCUAAAAAGAAAUUCUAUUUUUCCCACGAUGAUGAAUUGAAGGCAAAAAUAUUGCAACUGGACUAUGCUGGAGACAAUUUUCGCAUGAUAGUCAUUCUUCCUGAUGACAUUGAAGGCUUGUCAGCUCUGGAGGAAAAACUUGAAACAGUCAACUUGAGCGAUAAAAUCCGAUACAUGAACAAACCUACUGUGACAGUGGCCUUACCCAAGUUCAAAAUGGAAGAAACAAUGGACCUCAACGAAAUUCUUAAAUCUCUGGGAGCACGAGCCAUGUUUGAUGAGAAGAAAGUUGACUUCAGUGGCCUUUCUGAUCAGUCUCUUGUCGUCAGUAAUGUAGUUCAAAAAGCUUUUGUUGAAGUUAAUGAAAAAGGCACCGAGGCGGCAGCGGCUACAGGGAUGGUUAUGAUGCUCACAGCUCUGCCUACAAAGCCACCCCCAGAUCAAGAGUUUAUUGCCGAUCACCCGUUCCUAUUUUACAUCACUCAGCUAUUGUAUAACACUCCUCUUUUCUUAGGCCGCCACAUUGUUCCUACUUAAGUUUUUGUAAAAGCUCAAUUACUGCAUCCAACCAGCCAACAUUAUUUACUUUUGUGGCUGUAAUCUGUAUUUAGCUUGAAAACGGGUCAGAAAACAAAUUUGAAAAAUAUUCUCAUAAAACUAUGAUAGAAAAACAGGUACACUCGUAUACUGUAGUUACUAUAUUGUGUUGAUACUUAGUUCAUGAUUUUUUAUAGUCAAUGACCAGUUAAAUACACCUUUAGUUUUUCUGAAUUACUACCUCUUUAUUAAAAUAGUUUAUGUUAUUCUUAAGAUAUGAUUUGAUAUUGAUUCUUAGAUUAUUGAUUUGUACUAUAUUCUAUAUUAGGAGUUGAUUUUGCUAACAGUUAUUAUAUUAAGACCAAUUCGAACAAGGAUUCAUCUUGACACACUUGAAAUGUCCUAUCCACAAACCCUGCCCAUCUUGUGGAUGAUAUAUUGUAUGUAGGUAUUAUUUUAUAAAAAAACUACUUAAGCAUUGUAAAGUUUAGCCAAUUUUUGCGAUAUUGUGAAAUGAUUUAAAUACUGUAAGGAAUUUGAAUGUGGCUGUAGAACUAUAGCACAUGUUAUUUAUUAAACCACAGCCAGCAACUCCAACUCGUAACAAAUACAUUCCCUUGGCAGGAUUCUUCUUGCUCACUCUAGUUUACCAGGUAAAGAUGGCAAAGAGACUCUACUACUGAGGUCUAUACCAAGUAAAAGACUUAAGUCAACUCAAAUAGAACUGGCGCUUUAAUAAUAUCAGCUGGCCUAUUUAAAAACAUGACUGUGACCCGCCAGUUCUAUUUACUUUGACUUAGCCAAAAUGGUCUGAUUAAUCGGCUAGCCGAUCAAUUACUCUAGAAACGUUGAUUUAUUUUAAUAUACAAACAAUAAAAACUACAGUACAUUCAUAAAACUACAGCUAUUUCAUUGGUGAUUUUCUCAAUACUAGAUUAUAGAUGGUUGAAGCUUUUGUAAUCUUGGAUCAGUCAAUUAAUUUAAAUUGGUCCUUGUUACAAAUUACAUCAAGCAAAUUCAUGCACGAUUACUGUUAACCUAAUGUGGUUGAAACACGAAGUAGGUAGCUAUCAACUGAUGUAUGGUUAAAAAGCUUGUAUGAGAAUUUUACGUAGUACCCAUAAAAUAUUUUUAGGCUAAAUCAGUGGUUUUAAUUACAUAAUUCUUAACCUCAAUGGGUCUCUAUAAUUCCAAUUUAUUGAGCAAGCUUAUAAUUUUAUGCAGAUUUGUAGAUAUAAGGUAUCAAUUAAAAUCUUCUUUGACACCGUAUUUAAAAACGUGACAAUGUGUUCAACAUUCAACCAUGUGCCUUGCAAGUUACCUAUUUUUGUAUGUUAAAUUUUAUCCAAUUUCCAAAAUAGGGAAUAAGUUAUUGUCAUUUAAGUUAUUUGCAUUCAAUUUUGCUCCGGCAAGAAAUAUAUCCUUGAAGCAAAAUGUCUUGUUCUGUAUAAGUACAGGUGUUUACAGUUUUUUAACAGUUGGAGAGUAACAACUAGGAAGGUUAAUAGCUAUCUUUGUACCUCAGAUGACAUUAUUAUUAUUAUUUCUGAAAUAGGCUCAAGAUUUUCGUU
Molecule: messenger RNA, 2891 nt
Organism: Macrosteles quadrilineatus (aster leafhopper)
Lineage: Eukaryota; Metazoa; Arthropoda; Insecta; Hemiptera; Cicadellidae
Product: serpin B6-like
Exons: 8
Coding region: 13-1320 (435 amino acids)
Molecular function (GO): serine-type endopeptidase inhibitor activity
Source: RefSeq, a predicted model, not a curated record